This is a messenger RNA of Triticum dicoccoides, 1383 nucleotides long. RefSeq lists its product as uncharacterized. The transcript is spliced from 5 exons. NCBI's taxonomy places the organism in Eukaryota, Viridiplantae, Streptophyta, Magnoliopsida, Poales, Poaceae. The record is from RefSeq and is a predicted model, not a curated record. The coding region runs from base 456 to 1025 and encodes 189 amino acids.
AACUAAUAGUUUCCUUUCCUAUACUAUUCCGUGCUCAUAACAGGCACCACACAAAAGCCGCUAGAGAUCACGCCAGAUGCGCACGCAAGCCGUGAGGCUCCCCUAUCCUUUCUCCGUUUCUUCCUCUGCCCAUGGCUCUACCAAACCUCGCCGCCGGCCAGGCCUUCUCUGCCCGACGCACGCCUGCGCUGGGCGUCGGGCGUCGUCCAAGCACGCCGGUGGAUCAGACGUGUGACGUCGCCGUCGCCGUCGUCGUCCAAGCACGGCACACCGCCAGAUCGACCCCCCAUGUCGAUGCAAGCCCGGGCCGUCGUCGGUUCACGUCGCCGGAUCGAAACUCGCCGUCGGCGAAGCGCCCCGCCGGUGCCGACGUAUGGCUGGGCCGGUCGUCCAACCACGUGCACGCACCUGGCUGGAUCGAUCCGGUGACGCACAACGUUUGAUCCAACUCGUGGAUGAGAAGGAGGGAGCGCCGUGCAUCAUCGGGUUGCCGCGAGGAAGCCAAAUUUUCACAGAGGAGUGUGGCAGCACAUGUUCACCAGGUAUGCUUCACGCGUCCCAACCCCAAUCAUGGAGAGACACUGUCACUUCAAGAGGAAGAUGUGGAGAACAUUGUUUUUCUAGGUGAUUCUGAGCUUGUUGAGGACAAGGAGCUGGGAUCAUUUACGCCACCUGCAUGGAAUGAGCACCAGCCAAGGGCAGUGCAAUGCCACAACAAGGGACUAUGCACCAAUUAUAACACUUGGAUCCUCCACCGUCGAAGGUUCCUUGGUGUUUGUAGUUCCAUAUGUUUUAUAUGUAAACGUAUUGUGUGUGAUGUUCUGGAGAAGUACUAUAGGCUGAUCAUCAAGGGCCGCGCGUUAUCUGCUGAUGGCCAGGCGGUUCUGCUAAAGAUCAAGGACAUCAGAAAGGAAGUUGACCUUCUGCUUGAAAAGAUCAGGGUGCUUGAGGGCAGACCCUUUAAGAUUCCUGAUGUCCUUGAAACGGACAUGAAACUCAAGGGUGUUGGGUCCAGCAAGAAGUAAAGGUCGAUUGACAAGGGAGGCGCUUUGUGCAAAAGGCCGGACUACGCAACAAGAGAUGGAUUGAGGCACUGUUGGCCAUGCGACUGCCGGAUUGUUUCGAUUUUCCUCUUUUUUUGACUGGGAUGAGAAACUAAGAUGUACUCUCGCAUCGCACAGGAAGCGUGUCUCGCAUACAUGGGUGUGAAAUGUUGCUAUGCAAAAACCAGGAUAUAUACACGCACACGCACAGAAGUGAUAUGCAACUUGCAUUAGUCCCUAGUUUUAUCUGUUGUCAAUAGGAGGUUUCGGUUUUCCUGGGAAUAUUGACAGGGUACAAUUGAAUGAUCAGAAUGCUUUUUUUGUUGUCUUUGAGUUCUUA